GGUUUUCUUGUCCUCUUUCGGAAUCACAAAGUUCCUGACAAACACGAUCAGAAAUUAUAUUAAACAUCUAAAGCAUGGAAGAAAUCAAACUUGUCUCUCUUGCCGCCCCUCCAAACCCCUCCUUAUAAAUUUGUCCUCGGUUAGUAAGUCUAAAAACAAACCUCAGCUUUCAAAAGUCAACAGCAUCGCAACCCGAACCAUUCUUUUGCUUCACCACCAUCAUUCCCGAAUACGUUCCUGUAGCAGAAACUCUCCUGAGAGGCCAAAUGGGUAGUGAAAGCCAUCAGCUUCACAUGUUCUUCUUCCCUUUCAUGGCUCCAGGCCACAUGAUCCCAAUGAUCGACAUGGCCAAACUAUUCGCCAUUAGAGGCUGCAAGUCCACUCUCAUCGCCACCCCCCAUGACGAGCCCACCUUCUUGAAAUCCAUCGCGAAAGCCAAGGAUUCGGGCUUCGACAUCGAUGUCGUCAUAGUGACAUUGCCCCUGAAAGAGGUCGGCUUGCCAGAAGACUCUGACAAUCUGAACAAGGUCACUACGGUGGAAAUGCGCAAGCAAUUCAUGAGAGCUAUCAUGAUGCUGGACCAACAGCUCGAGCUGCUGAUAGAAAAACUUGCCCCAGAUUGUCUAGUCUCGGACAUGUUCCUCCCAUGGACAACCGAGAUCGCAGCCAAGUGGGGAAUCCCUAGGCUCGUUUUCCACGCAAGUGCCUUCUCCAUUUCUGGCACAGAAUGUGUGAGGAUCUAUGAGCCUCAUAAGAAGGUGUCACACGAUUCGGAGCCCUUCAUCAUCCCCAACUUCCCCGGAGAAAUCACAAUGUCCAGGAUGCAGUUGCCGGACUUCUAUAGGGAAGAGACCGAGUUCACCAAGUUCUUCAACGAGGUAAAGGAAUCGGAGAAGACGAGCUUCGGAGUUGUCAUGAACAGCUUCUACGAGCUCGAGCCAGCUUACGCUGACCAUUACAGGACAUUCCUUGGGAGACGAUCCUGGUUCGUUGGCCCGCUCUCAUUGUGCAAUAAGGAGGAGGACAAAGCACACAGGGGCAACCAAGCAUCCAUCGACCAGCACGAGUGCCUCAAGUGGCUCGACUCGAAGCAACCCAACUCAGUGAUAUAUAUUUGCUUCGGAAGCAUGGCAAAUUUCAAUGCUGCUCAGCUCCACGAGAUCGCAGGACUAGAAGCAUCAAAUCAACAAUUCAUUUGGGUGGUGAAGAAGGACCCGAAUGUGGAAGAAGGCAAAGAAGAGUGGUUGCCUGAUGGGUACGAAUCAAGAAUCCGAAACAAGGGCCUCAUAAUCAGGGGCUGGGCUCCUCAGGUGCUGAUUCUCGAUCAUGAGGCGAUUGGGGGUUUUGUGACACAUUGCGGGUGGAACUCCACACUGGAGGCGAUCACGGCCGGCGUGCCAAUGGUGACUUGGCCGGUCGCGGCAGAGCAAUUCUUCAACGAGAAGUUUGUGACCCAGGUGCUCAAGAUAGGGGUCAACAUAGGGGUGAAGCAGUGGGUGAGGUUGUUCGGCGACAGCGUGAAGAGCGAGAGAGUGAAGGAGGCAGUGAAGAGAGUCCUGGUGGGUGAGGAAGCAGAGGAAAUGAGGAGGAGGGCGAAAGCACUUGCAGAGAUGGCAAGAGAGGCUGUGGAAGAACGCGGCUCCUCUUGGUCUGAUUUGGGAGCUCUGCUUCAAGAGCUGGGACAGCAGAGAUUGGCUCUCAACAAGAAGAUCUGAUUCUUGACCUGAAGCAAUCAAUCUUGAAUUUUUGGUUGCGUAGAAAUCCUUAAUUCUCAGCUUCUGUUGUGGUUUAACCGUAGAGAAAGUUACUGGAUUUGCUGCUUCUUUCAUUGAAUUUAUUUUAGGACUUGUGAUCAUUCAAUAUGUAGGAUGUGACUUAUUUUCUUUUGAGGUAAAAGGAAAUGUAUACAUUGUCUUGAAUUCUGUUGUGCCAAUGAAAUUAGAGUUAGUGCAA
Molecule: messenger RNA, 1953 nt
Organism: Eucalyptus grandis
Lineage: Eukaryota; Viridiplantae; Streptophyta; Magnoliopsida; Myrtales; Myrtaceae
Product: scopoletin glucosyltransferase
Molecular function (GO): UDP-glycosyltransferase activity
Source: RefSeq, a predicted model, not a curated record